GUCCCCUUCGCAACUCACUGGAUUAAGCACGAGAGGCUGGUAGAUCUUUUUUUUCUUCAGAGAAAAAAGUAAAGGUAGAAAGCAAGAAAAAUGUCAGGAAUAUCACAGGAUUGGGAACCAGUUGUGAUUCGCAAGAAGGCCCCCACCGCAGCCGCCCGCAAGGAUGAAAAAGCUGUUAACGCCGCCCGUCGCUCCGGCGCUGAGAUCGAAACAGUCAGGAAGUCUAAUGCGGGGACAAACAAAGCUGCCUCAAGCAGCACUACCUUGAACACGAGGAAACUUGAUGAGGACACAGAAAAUUUGGCUCAUGAAAAGGUGCCCAGUGAACUGAAGAAAGCCAUCAUGCAGGCUCGAUUGGACAAGAAAUUGACCCAGGCUCAGCUUGCUCAGAUGAUAAAUGAGAAGCCCCAAAUUAUCCAGGAAUAUGAAUCUGGAAAGGCAAUUCCAAAUCAGCAGAUUAUUUCAAAACUGGAAAGGGCCCUUGGUGUGAAACUGCGAGGAAAGAAAUAAAACAAGCAGAAAGUAGAGUAUUAAAAAAAAAAGAAGAAAAAAAGCACUGUAAUGUUGUUUUCAGUCCUAGAAGUGUCGGUGUCCAUGAACAUAUUUUCUCUUGUUUCUAACCGAUGUCAUAAUCACCUGCUAAUAGUAUGGAUUAUGGAUUUGGCUUUCCUUGUGAAUGGGUUAUGUUUUCUGAGGAUUCCCCUCAUCUCAUGAUUCGCAAUAUGUUGAUGUCUCCUUUGUUUCACUGUAGCGUUUUAUCUGAAUUUCGAACAUCCUUUAUUAUA
Olea europaea var. sylvestris is the source of this 785-nucleotide messenger RNA. RefSeq names its product multiprotein-bridging factor 1a-like. The transcript has 4 exons. The record is from RefSeq and is a predicted model, not a curated record. Gene Ontology annotation, molecular function: DNA binding. Gene Ontology annotation, cellular component: nucleus. NCBI's taxonomy places the organism in Eukaryota, Viridiplantae, Streptophyta, Magnoliopsida, Lamiales, Oleaceae. Bases 91 to 510 code for a protein of 139 amino acids.